Molecule: messenger RNA, 2204 nt
Organism: Haliotis rubra (blacklip abalone)
Lineage: Eukaryota; Metazoa; Mollusca; Gastropoda; Lepetellida; Haliotidae
Exons: 9
Coding region: 496-1419 (307 amino acids)
Source: RefSeq, a predicted model, not a curated record
GCAGAUGAACCCAUCGAACAGGAAGACUUAGUCAUAUUUCGAUUGUGUGAAGACGACCUGGACAAGUGAACUGUGACAUGUCGAUAUACAGUGGUGCUGCGACGUAGUAAAUAAGGAAGUAUUUCACCAUCCACAGACAUUAUACUUGGCUGACGGGCGUGUACAGGGCUUACAAUGACACAAGAUCGAGUGUUUCUAUUUUUAGAAUUUCACUGUCAAACGUCGAAUUCGAAGAACUGGGACCAGUUGUAGCAUUUUGUUGUCGUCUUAGUUCCGAUACAACCCAAGCUGAACUAUCGACAUGGCCGAGGCGGCACCUACCCCCGAAACUACAGCAGACUACCCACGGAGCAGAUCCUAGCUACUCUGUACGGCCAGGCUGUUGGGGAUGCCAUCGGGCUGUUGACAGAGUUCCUCACAAAGCGAGAAGCAGGGGUGUAUUACGGUAAGGUGUCGAAGCAGCUGGAGCUGGAACACAAACAAAUAUGUCCAGACAUGCACAGGACCCGGUGGGAGGAGGGAGACUGGACAGAUGACACUGAUCAGAUGAUACUCAUCCUGCAGUCCCUUACAGACAAUGAGGGACAGGUAAAACCGGUCAACUUUGCCGGGAAGUUAAAGAAAUGGUCCAGUUUUGGCUUCCAAGAGCUGUCCGAUAUUGGUGGUAUGGGCAUCGGCGGAACCACCUGUGAGGUCAUCAACAAUCUCGACUAUCCUAAAGAGGCGCAUGCUGUGGCGCAGCGUGUGUGGGUGCAACGUGGUAAAGACAUCGCUCCUAACGGCGCCGUCAUGAGGACGUCAAUUCUAGGGAUACACCAGUAUUGGGACACUGACGCCGUGGCUGACAACGCCAUUGCUAUAUGUAAGACGACCCAUUACGAUCCAAGGUGUCAGGCGUCAACUGUCGCCGUGUCCGCAGCCAUCAGUAUGAUGUUGAAGAGAGAACCACAACACCUAAAGAAGAGCGGCAAGUACAACGUUCAGCAGAUCAUCGAAGACUGCUUCCAGAUUGCUUCCAAGUGCCUGGAGACCGAUGACGAGAAGCAAGUGCUGAAGACGUAUCUGGAGUGUGAGAAAAUCAAAAACCUGAACCUGGACGAAAGCAGAAAGAUCGGCUACACCUACAAGUGUAUGGGCUGCGGGUUCUGGGCUCUGAAGCAGAAGGACUUCAGGAAGGCACUGCAGACAAUCGUUAUGGAGGGAGGAGAUGCUGACACCAAUGGUGCUGUAGCCGGAGCUCUCCUUGGCUGUAAGUUAGGAAUGUCUGCACUUCCGGUGUCAUGGGUGUCGAAACUGAAGCACAAAGCCUGGCUGGAUGAGAAAAUCGAAAAGUACCUGAAAGUAUUGCUGAAUAUGAAAGGUCAAUUACCUGGAGACAACAGCACAGCACAACAACCACCUGUUGCCACAACAAGCUGAUUUCUAGUACUUACCCUCGGCUCUCAUCUGAGGCCAGUGUUCUGAACGGUACUUCGCAUUGUUUAUUCCUAAAUGUAAUACUCAUUUAAGUUGAAGGAUUUUCCCCCUUUAACUUUAUGACGACAGAUCGACCGACGAGUCUGUGAGGUUUACCUAGUAUUCAUCCUAAACUUAGACAGCUUAUUAACCUGGGCCAACAUUUUCGAAGCUUUCGUAAAUGCUAUUCAUUAACUUACGACUAUCUUAGCGCUAAGAGAGCUUCGAAAAUCUAGGUCCUGGUGGGGACAGACCGUAGGUAAUGUCUCGUACGCCUUCUACAUUCCCGUUGUAAUUGUAGGUUGAUAUUAUGUAUGUGUAACAUAUUAUAUAUGUUACUUAAGUUAUUUUUUUGUUGUGGUUAAAAUUUUGAUUAGAUAAUGGAUGUAUGUUUAUCUAGUUAGAUUAUUGUAAUAAUUUAUGUAUUCUUGAUGUACACCACGUUCUUUGUUAUUUUUUUAUCCUUUUGUUAUCUUGACGUUGUGAUUUCAGGGAUGUUGGAUAAACUCAUUUGCAAUUUUUUAAUUUUUGUGAUCUUUAAAUAUUUUAUUAUUUUAUACAAGUUCUUCCAUGCUGUAUGUGUGUGUAAACGGUUUUAUAUGCCAAAAGUGAAUGUCGAAGAGGUGACAACCGCUUUUUAUGUUUUUUAAUUUUUGUUUAAAACUUAUUUUUCGAAGUAAAUUAUGACAGCUUGGAGUUUUGUCUGUGAUACAUCACUAGAAUAUUACAAUUAACAUGCUUUCUUUGAA